Paramecium octaurelia is the source of this 3430-nucleotide messenger RNA. The record is from the annotation of a GenBank genome assembly. Lineage: Eukaryota; Ciliophora; Oligohymenophorea; Peniculida; Parameciidae.
AUGUUACAUGAUUAAAUUUCUAAUGUAGGCAUUUGGUUAGAAUAAUUAAAGAAUGGAGGAGAGUUCUAUAGCAGAAAUAAAAUAAAUAACAAAGAAUUACGUCUAUAAUAUAUUGUGAUUGAUAAAUUGGAAAACCUAUCAUUUCCUCCUGAAAUCGAUGCCUAUGAAACGUAGCUUAAGUUAAGAAUGUCAGCUACAAUAUAUGAUACAAAAACAGAAUAAUUUAUAUCCAAUACAUAUAAGAGUCCUUAUCUAACAAUAUUUCUGACUGAUCUUGUUAAUAUGGCAGAUAAUCCAGAUGAUGGAGAGUUAAAUGAAAAUGAAAUUCCCCAAAAAAAGUAAACAAGAAAUUAACCAAAAUUGAGAAGUGGAUAAGCAAUCACAAGAUAUCAACAUGCUGCUGUUUGGGUAGCUUUCAUCAUGAACAAAGCUUAAUAUCUAAAGGAGUACAAAUUAGCUGUUGAGUUUACACUUUCAUAAUAUAGCAAUAAAACAAAAUUGACAACUACUUUCAAGACGCUUGGUUAUGCUAUAAUAGAUUUAUCUGCAAAGAUAACAUUUGCAGAUUUAUACGCUGGGAGUGUAAGAGAUCUAACAAAUAGUUUCUAUAUCAGAGAAUAAAAGCAAAUCAAACCUAUUCAAGUUAGUUAUAAAUGGAAGAACUUUAAACAUGUCCCAACACCAUUAAUGAAAUUGAUAGGUCCAUUUUUAUUGUUUGGUUAUGAUGAUACAGUUGUUGGUUUGAGAGGAACUAAAUUACCACCAAUAGUUAAUGAUUUAAAAUAUUUGGAAUUAGAUGAAGCCUUAAAUUUAUCAUUUCCAAAGUGUAAAAUUUAUAUCCAUUAGAUUGUUGAUUUAGAAAUAUUAAAUUACAUUAAACAAAAGUAAUAAGAAAUACAAUAGGUUAAUGAAAAAGACUCUGAUACUAUUAAGAUCACUAAAGCCAAAACUAAAUUAAUACCAUUUUGUCAUAAUGGUUGGAGAGAUGUUAAUGAAUUCGGAUUUGAAAACAUUUACAUCUUAAGUGAAGUUGAAAGGAAUGAGAAAUUUAUAGUAUACACCAUCGAAAAGCCAAUUAGAGCUGAUAGAAUAUAUAAAGAUUCGGCUGUAAUCUUUCAAUUAGUUUAUCAAUAUGAUGUUGAAGUUGUGGAAAUUUAACAAGAUCCAAUUGAGGUUAAUGUUGGGUGGUUUGCUUUGACACCUAAUGAUUGCACUAAGGCUAAUGAAAAAUUAAAAUUGCAAAUACAUGGAGAUAGAAAAUCAUUCAAUUCAAAGAAGUGGUAUGCAAAAUUGACUCCGAAAUCACCAGGAGAAGCAAUUAUUACAUAUGACUUUGUCUAUUUUGAAUAAAAGUAAGAAAAGAAAGGUAAUUAAUAAAAUAAAUAAAAAAAACAACUUUAAAAGUUAAUUGAUCCAAGUACUUUAAAAGGGCGUUUAAUUGAAUUAUCAAUAAAGAAGAAAAAUGAAAGUAUAUACAAUUUUUACUAACAUAGUUAAAACUGGACUUGCUCGAGAAGAAAACAUCAUGAGACAAAAUAAAUUAAUCGCUGAUCUUUUUACAAUUAAAUAAAAUACAACAAAUCUUAUUACAGGUAUGAUCAAUUAAAAUUCCUAUGUCUAAUCGAACACAUAAGUUUUACUACAUGAAUUCCAAGGAUUAUUGGAAGUUGGUAUCAAGAAUUUUGAAUUGGCAAAAGAAAAAUAUUAACUGGAAGAAUAAAGACUGUUAAAUUUUAGAAAAAGAAAAGAAAAAUUAGAUUUGUUGUAAAAUUUUUUAACCGAAGACCUAAAACAUAAAUUUGAUAAGUGGUAGUAUGAAUAACCUCAUCAUCCAAAUCUAGAAAUAUGCUAUAGAAGUAUUAUUUCACUUUUAAUAUUAGGCACUCUAUUGGAUUUUUAUUUAUAGGUUGGAUUUGGUCAUAGGGAUCUGCCUGCUAGUAGAUAGGUUUAAAUAACUUUGGAAGAAUCAAAAACAUAGCUAAAUUUGAAGAUUACCCUUCUUUUAACUUCUUAUAAAUUUGUCUUAAAAAUCAAUUCUCCUAUUAAAGAAGAUUUUGUUCUACAACCUAUCUAUUUAUUUGAUAAUUACUGUCCAACAUCGCUAUUAUUUAGAAUUCAUAUACUAGGAUAGGAAGAUGAGAUUAAAAGUCACAAAGCAAAAAACUAAAAAGAAUUUGAAAGAUGGAUGUCAGAUAGAAUGUACAUGCAUUUAGAAUUUAAGAAAGUUAUAAAAGAUUAAAAUCUUGCUAAUAAAAUUGCCAUCAUUGAGAUUUGGAAUGAAAGUUCAAUUACAAUUUUAGGAAGAUGUUUUGUACCAUUAUUCUAAGAUUCUAUCAUGUUUCAAGAAUCCUCCAUUGUUUGUUCUCAUUAUAAGGAGUGCGAUGUUAUUUCUUACGACGGGAAUUACAUCAUCGGACAACUUGAUAUUGGUGUUUUAGUUUAAUAUACAGAUGAUGAAAUUAAAACAGAUAUCAACUUUUAAGAAAAACCCAAAGAAAUCUUAGUCGUUGACAAGCCUUAACACGAUACUUAAAGAACUGAGAAUGAAACCAAAUCUAAACCAAUUCCUCAGCCUUAGGAAUAUCAUGAUAUCAUUAGGAUUUAUUAUUCUGGUGAAGAGGAAACUAAAGUUGUAGUAAAUAAUCCAAUAAUGCUUAAUCCACAUUUUUUAAAGUAUAUUCUUAAUUGUAUAGUUAGAUAUAUUAAAACAUUAAAAAUAGUUGGGGAUCCUGCAGUUAAAUUAGAUUACUACAAUGAUUAUGAAAUCCAUUUUAAAUGCAGUAUUUAUGAUGUAGCAGAGACUUUUUUAGUAUUAUUCGACCAUGAUAGGGAAAGUAUACUUCAAGUCUAUAGAUUUGUAAUUUAUAAAUGCUAAUCAAUCACGUAUAACGAUUUUGUUGGAAGACUAUGCAAUUUAAAUAUACCUUAUGAAACAAAUUUAGCAGAGAAAAUCGAAGUAGUACCUGCCAAUCCUUUUCUAAUUAGACCAAAAUUAGACGAUAUGCCAGUUAUUAAAGAUUCUUUAUUUUAUAUUCCUGUUCAAUGUUUAGCAAUAGAAUCAUAUUUUUUAACAACCAGAUUUACCAUAUAAUAAGGUGAUAGUAUGGAAACUCGAUUAAUACAUUUUAAACCUAAAGAUAACAAAGUUUCUCAACUCUUUAAUCUUGAUUGCCCGAGAAAUUAAGAAAAAUAAGAGUAAGUUCUUUAUUAAAAUCGAUCAGAUAAGGCCAUCUUCUUAUAAAUUACUUCAUCCAAUUCUGCUCUUUAACUUAUAACUCACACUUUGAAAUUAGAACCAUAUUAGUCGGCCCCAAUUUAGUUUAUAUUAAAAAGGUAUGGCUACACAAAAAAAUAAUAAAUAAAACUUUAUCUAACAAAUUUAGAAUGCGAUUAUAAGGAUUGUUUGAUGUUCAAAAUCAAUUAUUAUUGA